Messenger RNA from Pipistrellus nathusii (Nathusius's pipistrelle), 1644 nucleotides. The record is from the annotation of a GenBank genome assembly. Lineage: Eukaryota; Metazoa; Chordata; Mammalia; Chiroptera; Vespertilionidae.
AUGCAAAUUGUCUGCGUGGGACUGCUUCUAUCCCAUCUGACCUGGGCAGCACCUACGGUUCAACCACAGGCUGAGAAAACCAGGCAAGACUGUGCGGAAGAACAGAGGAUCACCUACAAGGGUCACCAUGAGAAACAUGGGUAUUAUAUUCUCAAGUAUGUUUACACAUCACCUGGGAGAAAAAAUCAAACGAACAUAAAGGAAGAAAAAAACAAAGACAAUAUUGUUCUUCACCUUUCUGGCAAGAGAAGAAAUCAAGAGCCAGCACUUAAAGAAAACCUUGCCCAGGAGAGAGAGAAAGACUUGUCCCUCCGUGGAGUUGAUAAAAAUAACCAAAUUAGUAAAUCCCCAAAUCUUUUUGAAACUAGACAGACAACGAAUGAAGACUACAGUAUUAGUCACAAAGAUAAUGCCUACAAUGACCUACAGAUGCCCAUUUACCCCGAAUCCACUGGGAAUAAUGGGUCUGAGGAUGGAGGUGAUGUUCUCAGUGAACUUCAUGACCAAGAAGAAUAUGGUGCAGCUCUCACCAGAAAUAAUGCACAACUUAUAAUGGCGCCAGGAGCUGCCAUUGAACCAUUAGGAGACGAAAGCAAAGAUAUCAAACCCAGGAAUGUUCCAAGCAAAAUUCCAGCAGGUGCAAACCAUGCUAAAGCCCCCUCAAAAGAUAAGAAGAAUCAUCAAAGAGAUCCGCAAGCCCCCAGUGCCCCGGCCAAAGGCAAAAGCACGCACCACAUCCAAUACAGCACUGACUAUCUAAAACAGCCCCCCACACUCAAGAAAAUCCCCAGCGAUUUCGAAGGCAGCGGCUAUCCAGAUCUUCACGUGAGGGGGGACAAUGUCUCCCCUUUCAGUGGAGAUGGCCAACCUUUUAAGGACAUUUCAGGCAAAGGAGAAGCUAUGGGUCCUGACCCAGAGGGUGCAGGUAUUCCAACAGAGCUUUCCGGCCCGGGGGAAGCGGAGACGAUGAACCCCGAGGCAGGAGGCCCGGGUUAUAACGACAUCCCAGAGGGAGCAGAAGAUGGCAGAGGUGCCAUUGGAACCCGGGAUGGUGUCAGCCUCGUGGGGGGCAGCAACGACAUCAUAGGGAGCACCAAUUUCAGGGAACUCCCUGGGAAAGAAGGAAACAGAGUGGAUGCCGGCGGCCAAAAUGCUCACCAAGGGCAAGUGGAGUUUCAUUACCCUCAGGGACCUUCGAAGGAGAAAAGGAAAGAAGGCGGUCGUGACGUUGCUGAAAGCACUGAUUAUAAUGAAAUUCCGAGAAAGGGCAAAGGGGGGAGUAGGGAAGGUACGGAACAUUCUAACAGGAAUCAAGUGGCCUCGAGUGAGAAGCAGCGAUUUCCCAGUAAGAGCAAAAGUCCAAGCCAGCUCACCCCUCCUCAGGGUCUUGACAAUGACAUUAACAGUGACAUAGGUUCCCACAGUGACCCCAAUAAUGAGGGGCCUAUCCCCACACACAAUGGGAGAAAUCAGUAUGGACCCCACAGACAGAACAGCUCCCCCUGGGGGAAGGGCCUGCCACAGAGAAAGGGCCCCUGGGCUCAUAGAAAGUCCCAUCCCAACAGGAGGUUCAGGCCCCUCAGACAGCACGACAGCAGUGAGUCAUCCGACAGCGCCAGUUCCAGCGAGAGCGAGGGAGACUAG